Molecule: messenger RNA, 1500 nt
Organism: Penicillium odoratum
Lineage: Eukaryota; Fungi; Ascomycota; Eurotiomycetes; Eurotiales; Aspergillaceae
Product: cytochrome P450
Exons: 5
Coding region: 1-1500 (499 amino acids)
Molecular function (GO): heme binding; monooxygenase activity; iron ion binding
Source: RefSeq, a predicted model, not a curated record
AUGGCUAAUCUAGCCACUGUGGGUAUUGGUGGAUUUCUAAUUUCCUCGUUCAUCAAAACCAUCUAUCGACUAUAUUUCCACCCCCUCAGUAAAAUCCCUGGGCCCAAGCUCGCCGCUGCCUCGAGUGCAUACAUCUUUUAUUUCAACGUCAUCAAGCGAGGUGUAUUUAUUUGGGAGCUUGAACGACUACACGAAGUCUAUGGACCUAUUGUUCGGGUUUCGCCGAGAGAGGUCCACAUAAAAGAUUCGAGCUACUACGAGGAUGUCUAUGCUUCCCGCUUGCGAGUUCGAGAGAAGGACUUCGCCAGUAUCCGCCAAUUUGAUCUUGAGGGAUCCGCAUUCUCUAGUAUCUCCGCCGAGGACCAUCGUGAACGUCGUGCGCCCUUGGAGAAAUUCUUUUCAAAGUCAGCCAUCAUAAAAAUGGAGAAUACAAUCCACAAGACCCUGGAUCAGCUACGUGAGCACCUUACAAGUGCCUGCCGGUCUUACAAAGUUGUCAACUUGGACGCUGGCUUUGCGAGUCUGGCUGCAGACAUCAUUAAUGAAUACAGCCUUGGAUACCACAGCGGCAACCUCGACCAAGAAGAUUUCAAUGAGCAUGUACGGGAUGGAAUCAACGCUCUGUUCCAAUCAGCCCAUAUUAUGUUCUUCUUCCCGAUCCUGAAGACCGUCUUCGACUGUCUUCCGUUAUCAGCUCUCAAAGUGAUAAGCCCCAGCGCCUUCGCUCUGGCGGACCAAAAGAUCGAUAUCCAUAACCGAGUAUCAAAUAUCUUUGCAGGAAAACGUUCGGAACAUGGAUCGAUUAUGCAGUCUCUGGCUGACAGUGGAUUACCUGAGCAUUUACGAGGCUCUCAAAGACUUGCGAAUGACGCCUUCGCUAUUUUAAUCGGAGGCACAGAGACAACUGCCAGAUCUCUUGCACUUGGCUUUUAUCAUAUUCUCAGUGACAACACUGUCAAAGCCAAAAUGCGAGAGGAACUGCGAUCCGUCAUGCCAACACCUCAGACCCGCCCGACGUGGACCCAACUGGAACAACUUCCUUAUCUGUCUGGCAUUGUUUUGGAAACCCUGCGCCUGUCCACUGGGAUUGCCACUCGGUCAUCUCGUGUUGCGCCCACAGAAACAUUGGUCUACAAGGGUCAUACCAUCCCGCCAGGAACUCUCAUUGGCCAAACAAACUACUUUGUCCUUAUGGAUCCAGUAAUUUUCCCUAACCCCCACGCCUUCGAUCCAGAGAGAUGGAUGCGCGCUGCUGCCAAGGGCGAGUCACUACACCGCUAUCUAGUGAACUUUGGGAAAGGAACGCGAAUCUGCCUUGGAAUGAAUCUGGCCUACGCUGAGCUGUAUCUGACCCUUGCCACGCUUAUUCGCCAAUUUGAGUUUGAGUUAUAUGAUACGACUGAGAGGAAUCUUGCUUUUGUUCGUGAUUUUGGAACACCUUAUCCCGAUGAAGGAAACUAUAGUCUCAAAGUUCUGGUGAAAGGGCUGGUUCAGGAAUGA